UUUAACAUUGUAACUGCUCAGCGCAAACGUAACCUAUAAAUAAAGGAUCUUCACUCCAAUUUCCCUUUGCACUAUUAUACAAACACUUUCCUUUUCUUUGAAUCUCUCUGACUCUUCAGAUUGAAAUCCCUAUAGUUUUACUGCGGUUCUGGAUCCCAAUUCUACUCUCUACUCAGGUUUGCUCCUUGUAAUGCUAGCUUCUUUGGAAUUCUCUAUUUACUUUCUCCUCCUAUUUUGCCAUGGAUGGUCUACGUGAAGCGUUGUUCUCUCCGAUUGGAUUGACCUCGCUGAAGCUCCACGCUAUUUCCUGGUGGAAAGUUUGGAUUUUUAUUUUAGGGUUCCAUUUAAUUUCAUUAUUGACGUUGAGAGCAAGGUUAAAUUAUUUGAGGGGUUUUGUUUGAUUUCUCAUCAAACUAUGUAAAUUAUUGUCAUUAUGAAAUUUCUUUAUUCUCUUGCUGUUCAUAAGUUGUAUUUUAAUUAAGCUGUGUUAAGUUGGUUGAUGGAGAGUUGUGGAGUAACAGAAUUUGGGUUUUGACGAGGGAAUGGGUUCUGCUGCUUCUUGUGAAUGGGUUGCUGUUUGAGUUUUGGAAGAGAUCAAUGAGCAAUGAAGGGUCUAAUUCAUGGGGAUACUUUGUGCCUGAUGUAGAUUGUGUUUUUGUUUCAUAGUAUUAUGGCUGUUAUAACAACAACAAGGAGGACUGAACUUUUGGGUCGAACAACAUCCCCAACAUGUAAGUACUGGCUAGCUGGGAGAUGCAACAGAAAUCCUUGUAGAUUUUCGCAUAAGUUACCAACAUUGUCAUCCAAUGUAUACUAUAAGCAUUCAAAGAAGCCCCAUUCUUGUGUUGAGAAGAUGAACAGUUCCUCUGUUAAGAAGCCAACAAAUUGCGCACCAAAGGCUGUCAAGAAACCAGCAAAUUGUGCGCUGAAGGCUGUUGUGUCUGCUGAGAAGCCAACCAAAUGUGAACAAAAGGCUGUAGUGAUUGAAAAGAUUGAAAAUGUAGAAGAUGUGGCCGCUAUUGCUAUGGCUUCUGUGGAGAAAUCACGCAGUAUUUGUAAAUAUUGGAUGACUGACAAUUGUGUGCAUGGUGACCUGUGUCAGAAUUUGCAUUCAUGGUUUUAUGGUGAUGGGUUUACCACACUUGCAAAGCUUUAUGAACACAAGAAGGUUGUCACUGGGAUUGCACUGCCAUCUGGUUCAGACAAACUUUAUUCUGGCAGUACUGAUGGCACAGUUCGGGCAUGGGACUGCAACACCGGCCAUUGUGUUAAUACUAUAAGUGUUGAUUCUGAAGUCACCUCAUUGAUAUCUGAGGACCAAUGGAUUUUUGCUGGUAUAAAGAAUGCUGUGAAGGCAUGGAAUAUUCAGACCGGUGCAAAUGUUACUCUUGAUGGACCUAAAGGACAAGUCCUUUCCUUGAAUGUUGGCAAUGAUAUCCUCCUUGCUGGAGCAGAGGAUGGUGUUAUUUAUGCUUGGAGAUGCAACUCUGAACCCAAAGCUGAGUCUCCUUUCGAACUGGUUGCAACACUAAGUGGCCAUACUAAACCUGUAGUUUGUCUUGCUAUUGGAUGCCACAAGAUGCUGUAUUCUGGGUCCAUGGACCAUAGCAUUAAGGUUUGGGACCUUGAUACAUUACAGUGCACGAUGACACUUAACGGACAUACAGACGUAGUCACAUCACUUAUUUGUUGGGAUAAUUAUCUAUUAUCUAGUUCAUCUGAUUGCACAGUCAAUGUGUGGGUGUGCACUGAGGAGGGAACUCUAAAAGUGGCAUACACUCACAUUGUCGAAAAUGCUGUUCUUAGACUGUAUGGGAUGACUGAUGCAGACGCCAAGCCAAUAUUGUUUUGUUAGUGCGAAGACAAUUCAGUUCGUAUGUAUGAAUUGCCUACGUUUUUAGAGAGAGGUCGACUAUUUACCAAACAAGAAGUUCGAUCCUUUGAGAUAGGUCCUAAUGGACUCUUCUUCACUGGAGAUGGGAGCGGUUUGUUAAAUGUGUGGAAAUGGUUGGAAGAGCCCAAGGUGCUAAUCUCCUGAGCUACAACAACAAAAGGUUUUUGGAUGAAGAGAGUCUACAAGAUCAUUGGUUGGAUCAUGUUCUAUCUGUGAUAAUCGGGGGAAUUUUGCAUGUAUAAUACCUAUGAUAUGAGAAAAUAGUGAUGUUUGUGUUUCAAUUUGUUAUUCGGUCUAUUUGUCUUUUGUUUUGUUGGAUAAGUUGUAAUUACUCUUUGGUUGGUUCCUUGUUCCUUGAUGGCAAUGCCGAAGGGAAAUAAUUAACUGGCCAUGGAAUGUUGUUUUGUUCUCCUCUCUUUUGGGUUUUGUAUAGAACAAUUUAAAAAGAAUUUUGUAUAUAUAAUAUAACAGUUUAUGUAUUAUACAA
Messenger RNA from Arachis stenosperma, 2381 nucleotides. Its product is annotated as zinc finger CCCH domain-containing protein 48-like. The record is from RefSeq and is a predicted model, not a curated record. The transcript has 7 exons. Gene Ontology annotation, molecular function: metal ion binding; protein binding. Bases 671 to 1855 code for a protein of 394 amino acids. Lineage: Eukaryota; Viridiplantae; Streptophyta; Magnoliopsida; Fabales; Fabaceae.